Saprolegnia parasitica CBS 223.65 is the source of this 583-nucleotide messenger RNA. RefSeq lists its product as hypothetical. NCBI's taxonomy places the organism in Eukaryota, Oomycota, Saprolegniomycetes, Saprolegniales, Saprolegniaceae. The record is from RefSeq and is a predicted model, not a curated record. The annotation marks the transcript as partial. The transcript is spliced from 2 exons.
AUGAAUCGCCUCCUGCAGACGUUCGUCACCCCGGAGGCCAAGCCCCCGAUGCCGAGCAAGCCGCCCAUGGCGAUCAGCAUCCCCGCGCCCGUGGGCGUCGACGACGGUCAGUACGAGGAGCUCGACCUCGACGACAUUGGCUCGAGCGGCAACCACACUGCCGAGUUCUUCUCCAUGCAGUCCAAGAGCCCGAUCAUCCGCUCCAUGGGGCGGUCCUUCGACCACGGCCAGCCCGAGAGCAGCUCGUAUGGCCCGCGCUCCAACGAGUCGGCCGCAUCGCUCCGGUCGCAGACCGCGUCAGCGCUCUUUGGCUCGCCGUCCACGAACCUCAGCACGCAGGCGUCGUAUGGCUCGUCGUCGUCGCUGACGUCGUCCGCCGCCUCGCUCUUUGAGCACGAGGCCCCUGCUGGCGCAUUUGGCGCCCACGGACACUGCUUUGAGCAACCGCCGUACCAUGCACAGACCGCGCCGCAGGAGGUCGCCGAGCGCUUUGGACCCCACUACGGCGCCUGGUCCGUUCUCGCCGCCAAGGGAGCGGCGUCCCUCUUUGGCGACGCGUCGCCGUCCGACCCGUUCGCUCAGC